Molecule: messenger RNA, 645 nt
Organism: Dama dama (fallow deer)
Lineage: Eukaryota; Metazoa; Chordata; Mammalia; Artiodactyla; Cervidae
Product: salivary lipocalin-like
Exons: 7
Coding region: 1-552 (183 amino acids)
Molecular function (GO): small molecule binding; odorant binding
Source: RefSeq, a predicted model, not a curated record
AUGAAGCUGCUGCUGCUGCUGUGUCUGGGGCUGACCCUAGUCUGUGCCCAGGAGGGAAAUUCUGAUGUUGUGAGAAGCAACUUUGAUAUUCCAAAGAUUGCAGGGGAGUGGUAUUCCAUUCUCUUGGCCUCAGACCACAGGGAAAAGAUAGAAGAAAAUGGUAGCAUGAGAGUUUUUGUGGAACACAUCGAUGUCUUGGAAAAUUCUUCAUUGUCAUUUAAAUUUCAUACAAAGGUAAACGGAGUGUGUACUGAGCUUCCUUUGGUUUCUGACAGCACAGGAGAGGAUGGCGUAUACACUGUUAGCUAUGAUGGAAAAAAUAUAUUUCGCAUACUUGAAGUGAACUAUAGUCACCAUAUUAUUUUUUAUCUUGAGAACUUCAGCGACUCGUACAAACUGCUAGAGCUCUACGCCCGAGAACCAGAUACGAGCCCAGAACUCAAGCACAAGUUUGUGGAAAUUUGCCAGAAGUAUGGAGUUGUUAAGGAAAACGUGAUUGACCUGACCCAAGAGGAUCGCUGCUUCCAGGCGCGAGGGAGUGGAGUGGCCUAGGGCUGCAGUGUGCCACCUGAUUUGGGCUCCAGAAUCUUCUCUUCCAUGGUUCCCAUCUUAUGACAAGUGCUGGGACCUGACUUCCAUCACUAU